Pocillopora meandrina is the source of this 13439-nucleotide messenger RNA. The record is from the annotation of a GenBank genome assembly. NCBI's taxonomy places the organism in Eukaryota, Metazoa, Cnidaria, Anthozoa, Scleractinia, Pocilloporidae.
GUCAGUCGCAUCAGAGGCCAAGCUAAAUAUCUCACAUCAGCGACGAGAUCUCCUCUCAACAUGUUUUUUGGUCUUCUUUAUCCCCUUCUAUUUGAACUCUCUGCUCUAAUUCCAGAUCCAGCCUUUUCACAAGGUUUGUUAGACGCGUUUACUAAUGCGUAUCUCUUAUUUUUUUCAGUGUUAGAACAUUGAUGUUGGUAAUAUUCAGUUAUUCAUCGUAAUUCAACUCAGAAUCUGGAUAUAAGUCCAAUGUUCCCUGAAUUCUAUCAGUCUUUCUUUUUUUGUCUUGUUUCACUUGGCUAGUGAUGGGCAUUGAAUGCUAUUUGGAAACUUGUUUCGACAAUUUGCUUUAUAACCGAUAACUUGGAACGCUGCUGAAUGGCACAAUCUCAACGUUCUUUCAUGUUUAUCUGCUGUUAUGAAGUCCCAUAGUUGAAGUCAAUCUGUUGCCCUCUAACGUUCAGCACUUCAACUUGGUUAAAUGCAAAUAACACUCCAACACUUCACAUUGAGAAAUGUUUCUCAAGACUUAGCUAUAGUAUUGAUUAAAAAAGCCUUUAUUCAACUUCAAUUUAAAUUCUAAAUGUAGACAAAAAACAGCUACACUCCUUUAAACUUGGAUAAAAUUGCAGAGGUUUACUACAGGCUUUCGACCUCGUCAUGGUUUUACUCAAAAUAAUUUGUCAAAGACUGCUAAAAUUGGGUUCGCAGAAACAUUCGAUUCCACUGUCUAUCAGACAAUUGAUUUAUGUUCUUCCUUUUCCGAAAGAAAAUUAAAAGCAAUAUGUUAUAGUAAGAUAAUUAAUACUGAGGAACAGAAACAAAUGAUAACAUUACAGCACCGAAGAGCUAGAAAUGCUUAGAAUUUAAAGGUUUGUAACUUUAUUUGCAAAAUUUAAUUUGAAAUGUUACCUCAGUGAAUAAAUAUAUAUUUAAGUCACUCAGAAUGCUCGUAUAGUUAUGGUAAAUGACACGGCAGAUGUUGAUAACUGAGAAGGUUAGACAAUACAACUUAAUGUUCGAGAGGUUUCGAACAACUAUUCAAUAAAUUAAAAUCGAAAUGGCUCGUUGAAAUGGCUCCGAAAUCUAUCUGCGUUUUUUUUAAGUGUUCAACGAAGCGAUUUUCUUUUUUCACCGAUCUAAAUUUUUCACAUGUUAUCCUUCUCUCUUUAUCUUGCGAAAUGUCGCCUGAUUUUAUCCAACUUGAUCGAGGGCCUCCGGGGCUGAGCAUCAAACAGAGUUUUGCAACAACACUAGAAGAAAAUUGUCAAUUAAAAUUGGCGGAAGUCAAGGGGCCAAAGAUGUUAUUGACAAAAUGACAUCUGUUUUGCUUCCCAAAUUUAUGAAUUCUAAAAUUAAGAUAGGUACCAUAAUAACGGUGACGCAAGAUUCCUCCAACCUUUCAGGUACUUGGAAUGGAUAGCUGCUAAAUAAACACGAGGGAGCUGACAUAAUUUUCCACAAUUAGAUCAGAAAAUUUAUGGGGAAUUAAAAAUUCUUUUGUUAUGAGUAAUUGUUGUUGAAAAUAUCAGCCUCAAGCAAUCUCCACACUACUUUGUAAUGCCGACAUGCGCACCAUAGUACUUUGUAGAACACUUCAUCAAGUCACGCAGUUAUUACGCAAUACUACUAAAAUAGUUCUUUUGUAAGCUUCUGGAAUGUUCCAGAACACUUUGUGAAUGUAUAUAAAACCUCAUUUAUAUAGUAGUGUUGGUUGUUGUUGUCGGGAGUGACCGACUGUUUAGAAAACUAUACCGUGAGAGAGAGCUGAAGUGGAAGAUUGCUAAUUUCAAGAAACGUCGGAGGAAACUUUAAGUUCGGCUCAGGGGUGAGCUAAAAUAUAGACUGUACUGAGCUUAAAUAAGUUUAUCGAGGAUAAGUACUGUACUGCCUUUAGGGGUCACGCCUUAUCAAGAAUAUCACUCGUUGUUUAGUAAAGUAGUUGGGUUUGUAGGAUUGCAAUGUUUUUCUGUCGGUUGGAUUAUUAUUAACGACUGUUUACUUAAUUUCGUAUGAUCUAAAAGCACGUUUAGGCCUCUAAUCAAACGUCACAUAUCUUUCAGUAAAUUCUCAAAAUGUUUUACAAUAUCUCACAUGUUUGUUUUCAUAACGAACUACAGUCAAACUUGUAUUAUAACAUAGCUAGUAAAUUUGUCUAAUCAAAUUCAAUUGCGCGAUUGUGCUUCAUAUUCCUAUUGUGCACGCUCAUGACGUCAGCAAACAAAUCCCUCGAGAAAAAGAUUUUCUACCGGGUUGAAAAUGUAAUAAAACAAUUGGUUCAUACGUCAGCGUGCGUUCAUCGAGAUACGAAGCACGCGGGAAGUUUGGAGAGCACGAAAGAUGCGUAAACUCUGGCUUCUUGAAUUGUUAAUUAAGCGGUCACCGAUGGGGAAUGCCGGGGUAACUGUUCAAAACAGGUUCCGAAGAAUAGGGGUAAUUUAAAAAACGCUAAAAAAGCGCCAUUUUAUUCCGUAGUUGACAUUUUAUUGAAUAAAACCUUGCUCAAAAAUUCUACUAACGUUGAUUUCGAAAGGAAAAUGUGAAUCAAAUUGUACUUGAAAGAUAAUUCUUCGUUUUAUUCGGGUAGUUCUGCUUUAAGUGACCGCUCAAUACAGGUGGAAGAUCAUACAAAGAGGCCGUUCACACUCAUUCAAAGGUGAUUGCAACCGCUUAAUAGAGGGAUGAGAAGAAGAGAGACUGAUACUGAUCCGCCUGGAAACCAUUCUUAAAAAGCUUUUCUUUAUUAUUUUUUUUUAACAGUAUGUCUCAAGCGUUGCAAUUUAGUGAAGCUGAUUUACUACUGACCAUAGCAAAAUGGUUUUUCAUCUCCCUAAACAGCGGAAUUCGCCAAAUUAAGGUUCAUGAGAGUAACGUAGAUAUAAUAAACAUUAAUUAUUUGAAUGGUAUGGGAAAGGGGGGGGGCUACUCUUCUAUAGGCCACUUUAUCCUCUUUUGUAACCAGCCAGUCCCUUCCUCACCACUCCCUCCCGUGAGUGGUGCCAUCAUGUCCUUUUAUUAUUGGACUGCUCUUCUUUCCCUUUACAGAAUCAAACCCCGUGUAUCGCGAGGGAAACCGCGCCUCCUCCACAAGAACCUUCCUGAGACGUACAUUUAUUAAACAUGAGUUUCAAUACUUGAAUGUACCGCUUGUUGGAACAGUGGCAGUGUCUGAUGUGUUUGACUGCACGUUGGAAUGUCUCAGCAAUCCGUUCUGUUUUUCUGUAAACCUGGCCGCCUUCAAAGGAGCCCAUGGAAAGCUUUGGUGCGAAUUGUUGUCAUCUGAUAAGUUCAGAAACUCCACAGAGUAUAAAGGGAAUAAGAGUUCGCAUCAUUUUGCCAUUGAGGUGGGAAGCAUUUCUUAAUUUUGACAAAUAAACGCUUAAAAGUUUGACAGCUUUGUCGAGAUUGUAGAGAGAAGGCAGUCAGGUUAAUUAAAGCCACUGCAAAUGGUGUCGGUCUGUUGUCGUAUUCAUUGUGGUGACACCGUAUUUCUAUGGCAUGUUGUAAAGUAUGCAAACACUUUCUCGUGCCGCGCACUAUCUUACUUGCUUAACUUACCACCUUUGUUUCCAAGGCACGUCAGUGUACCAAGAAAAUACAUGUGACUCGCUUCAGUUUAUUCAAUAUACCAGAUUCUCUUUAUUUAAAGAAUGGAAUCGUUGCUCAAAUCGUCAGUAUUUGGUCAGCCUUUAGUCAAGACACCAGAUUCUGUUUAUUUAAAGAAUGGAAUCGUUGUUUGAAUCGUCAGUAUUUGGUCAGCCUUUAGUCAAUUUGUGUUUUAAAUGUUUUAUCGACAGACUUCAUUUUCUGCGAACGUUCGAAACAGUUAGAAAAGCUUUCCAGACUCAUAGAUCCCAGCGGCUUAGCAAUAUAUUUUUGAUCUCAUAAAGCCACUAUUUCAAAUACCAGCAAAGACAGAAAACUCAGCCAAAAUCGUAACACUGUAGAUAAAAAUAAAGUAAAUAUCCUAUAUGCUAUCAUAUGAGAUAUUUCUAUACCAUGAGAAGUUUAUACUUAAACGAAUCCGAACCGGAUUGACGGAAAACCGCGGAUUGGCGGAUUCAUGUACCCCAGCGUUUCAAAGUACAUAAACCAUUUUCCUACUUUGUUUCUCUACAGUCACCUUGCUCUUCGUCACCUUGUCAACACAAAGCCAUCUGUGUCACAAACUACGAAGAUGGCUCAUUCGGAUGCCGCUGUGCAAAAGGCUUUAUAGGGGAAUAUUGUGAAAAAGGUGAAUAGUUUGGAAUGGUUUUGUGACUGAUAUAUAUCCAACAGCAUUAAAUACUAUAAUUCCCAAGUGACUGUUAUAAAUAAUUUUUUACUUAACCUUGCAGCUCGAAAGUGUUCUAAAAUAGCCAGCGAAAAUAUAGAAUUAAAAAACCAUUUAAUGCAAUGCAUAAAGAUGUUAAAUCCGUUGAUUCUCAAGUUAAUUAAGCAUCUUCCUGCGAAAUCAAAAGGUCUGUGGUGGAGAACUGGAUAUUUAAUUUUUAUUUUUACUUACCUCUCAUCAGGGACCAAUUAUCAUUAAUAGGGAGGGGGGAGGACUUUAGAGGAUCACAUGAUUUUCAGGGGGAAAGGAGGGGGAAUCAGUCGUCGCCGACAGAAUUUAAAGGGGGGGACUGUAGAAAUUGACUGCCAAUUUUAAAACUGCCAGUGAGUGGGGAUCGUGAGAAUAUUACAGAGCUAUAACUGAGGGGGGAGGGGAAGUAUCAGGUUAAUUUUAUCGUGACACAACCAAAAUCCUCUGACCCUCCACUUCCUCGGCAGUAAAUUAUAACUGGUACCAAAGUAAUGUUUAUUAUCUUUUAUUGCUCAAAGAUUUUACUAAUAGCUUGAUACAAGAAUGAACAACUACUCUACUUUUGUGUCCCCUACUGAGUUAUAAUAGAGACUAAAUUGAUAUCUUAAACACCUGACUUCUGUUUUUUUCUUUACACUUAGGUAUUGGGUCCUGCAAAGAAGCUUACAACUUUCUGAAGUAAGUAAUACCAAAUUAUUAUCUUUUCGAGCAUGAAAAAGAGACAAAAUUAUCGAAUAGCUUCGAUAUUGAGAGAAGAUUUUUUGCCUCAUACUAAUAUAAUCACGUGGUAAUUUAGUUUUUUCAACUGAGUUGAUAACGUAAAUUGGCCACCGUACAGAGUUUCAAAGCUGACGUCUCGAGCAUUAUCCCUUUGUCAAUCGCUCUGACGAAGGCCGAAUGCUCGAAACGUCAGCUUUGAAACUCUGUACGGUGGCCAAUUUACGUUAUCAACUCAAUUGGUUCGGCUUUUUAAGUUCAUUAAAGGACACUCUUCUGUAAACACUAAUAAUUACAUAUCCUUCAUUAACAGGCAAUCAAGAAAAAUUAAUCAGUUUAAACUAUAUAAACCAUUUUGCCGUACAGACAUCGUUAAGUACUCUUUUUGGCACAGACAUAUCGACACAUGGAACAGUUUACCGUCAUCAGUAGUUGAACUUGACUCAAUUAAUGCUUUUAAGAAAGCUCUUAAAUCAACAUUUUUUAACUAGGCCUAUAACUAAAAAUUAAAUUAUUCUAUGUAUUAUACAUUAUUUAAUUAUAAUUUUAAACAAAAUUUUUAUCUUAGAUAUGUCUUCUUUAUUUAGAUUUUAUAUUUAUAUAGAUACAUGCCUGUAUGUAAAAUGUUUCAAUAUGUAUAUGUAUAUUGCACAGUAUUAAAUUUUUAUAUCUGGGGUAUAGUUUACAAUAAGGAUUAAGUUCCUCCCCUCUAUAACCCUUUUUUAAUAAUAAUAUGUUAUAUGUUAUUAUUUAAAUAAAGUUGUUAUAUAAAAUUGACGAUAAUAAACUACCCUGUUAUACUUUCCCACCGACGCGGCACCACAGUUUCUUUUGAAACUUAACCCCUUUAUUAAUAUCGUCACAAAUGAGUAUCUUUUCGUAUCAAACAGGUCAAACGCCAGUCAACUGGUCACAUUAGGCCUUGACUCUAAACCAAUCAUAGUUCUCUGUCAGAUGGGGGAUUUUGGAUGCGGAGAUGGAAGAUGGACGCCUGUAAUGAAGAUUAACGGCAGCCAGGUAAGCAUCAUAAGGUGGAAUAUUCUUAGGGGUUUUCUUACGGAUGAUGAAGUGCGAGCAAGACAUUUUCAGAAGCGUCGAAACUACCAUAGAAUCUCUUAGCAACUCGCCCAUAUUCUUCUCGCGGCCCCUACUUGCGAAAAUUCCUCUGGCAUAAGUGCUACAAUACCCUAUUACCUCAAAACGCAACGAAUUGCUAAUUAACCUGCAUGCAAGUAGGGUGUUGAUUGAUGGCUUACACGCUAACUGUAUUACUGAUUUCAUGAGGGUCCUGCCUUUGGUGAUGCAUCGUGUUAUGUAUGUUUAAGGAUAAAUUAAAUCUUCUUAAUUCUUUUUAGGAAACGUUUCACUAUGACUCUCACUUCUGGAGUGAUAAAAACCAAUACAACACCCCCGGCGGGAGGACUGGGUUUGACUCACAAGAGACCAAGUUACCGACCUAUUGGAACACACCUUUCUCCAAGAUCUGUCUCGGUAUGAAGAUAAGUGGACAGCUCAGGUUUAUUGUCAUUGACAAGCAAGCCAACUCUCUGCACUCGCUGAUCGCUGAUGGGACAUACCGCGCUACUUCACUGGGUCGUAACGAGUGGAAGAAGUUGAUUGGUGCGCAGGGCUCAUUGCAACAGCACUGUGACAGAGAGGGCUUCAAUGCUGUGGGUACUAAAAGUCAUCAUUCUAAAGCAAGAAUUGGUUAUAUAGCUAACGAGCAAAAGAAUUGCCACAGUUGUGACUCAAGAAUUGGGUUUGGCACCGGAGGAUAUCCUGAUAACUUCACUACGUGUGGAAACGUAGCAGCAGCUCGCCCAGGUAAUGGUUACAGAUACAUCAAAGCUAUGGGAUACAUUAUGGUGCAAUAAACUCUUUCAAUCCAUGUAUGACCUGAGAAAACUCACUAUAAAAGGAGGAGGGGAGGAGGGGUACUGAAAAAAUAUUUUCUUCCAUCUAUCCAUCCCCUCCCCCUUCUUUUCUCAGACGCCAGAGUGAGAACUUGCUAAGCAGACCGUAGAUUGCUUGCGGUCCACGCAAAUGACGUCAAAAUGUUUGUAUAAACAAAAAGGGGAAACAACAAGGCGCAGUCGAGUUUGUUACUGAUGUUCUUACCACAUUUUGACGUCAUCUUUUAUUUACAACAGAACAAAGUCACGGCAAUCUGACGUUGAUGAGAACGUCACCCAUGGCGUCAGUAUGCCAACUUCAGCUCCUACUUUCUGAUGCUUUUUUUUGCUUUAAUCUCAGAAUUAGUUGUAGCUUUAUGUAGAUUUACAAACCUUCUUUAUGUAUUCUUACUUAUAAACACGGAUAUAUACUCUCAAUUGAAAUGGUUUUGUCAAAGAAAAAAAGCAGAAAGGAAUAAAGGAAAAAGCCAAAGAGGAACUAUUUGGAGAAAUCUAAAUUCUAAGUAUUCAUGUUGGAUACUGCGCAUGUGUGAAAAAUAAGUCAAAAGAUAGGAGAGAACAAGUACCCCAACUCAUUUCAAAGCAAAUUUUCCAAAACUGUUAAAUUCCUAGGAGGCUUUUUCCGUUUUGCUUUCUGCGUAUUUCUUUAACCGCUUUUUGGCAAUAAUUUUUACAUUAUUGAAAUUUCUUCAACUUUAUGAGAUAACCGAGAUAUAGUAUUUAGUAUUUAGCGGUCACCCUGUAUUGUGCGGUCAGUUGUGAAAGUCCCGAAUUUCUUUCCCCUUAAACACUGCAAUUUUUACCUCUAUUAAGCAGUCACCUCUGUGGAGUGGUCGCACUCAACUAUACCUAGUCGCGAUGACCCGUUUGUCCUUCACCUUGUAAGUCACUCUUCGGCUCGUGAUUUACAAACUUCUCUUCCUCUCCCAACAUCCCACGUGAGUUGUUAAACCAGUACGCCGAUAGAAAGUGUGGUCCAUUGCUUAAUUAUUACUAAUUAUUAUUAAUACUAACAAUAACUAUAAAUCAUGAUAAAAUACUAUUAACAAUUACUAUUAAUUAUUAAGAUUUGCGAACCAGUCCCUUAAUGCAAGAAUACAUUCAGUUGUAGACUUUUAGUAUACCCAACACCAGGUCUGUACAAAAAAAUACGUCAGACACGAGAGCCUCAAUUUACUGCAUUUUCUCCACAACAGCUAAAAAAUGUGCAUAUGAGAGUUUGAUAAAAAUUGGUAUAAAAUAAAUGAAAAACAAAUAAGUAACAGGCAAAAGAAUAUUUGAAUAAGAAUUAAUAAAAAGAGGGCGCCAGGACACCAUAUUAGAGACGCAACAGUAAGACGAUACAACUAGAAUUAAGAUUUCUAAAUCAAAUUCAUAAUUAAGUAAAAUUUUUGCAAUUAGAUAACAACAGGUAAAAAGUAAAUGAAAAACAAAUGAGAAAUAAGCAAAAGAAUAUUUGAAUAAAAAUUGAUUAAAAAAAGGUUUUCAUUUUUGUCUUUUCCGUAUUAGUUCAAUUCUCUGCUCAGAUGUCAUGACAUUGUUUUUCUAGAAAAUUUUUAUUCUCACUUUUCUAGGUUACUACCAUCAAAAGGGCGAUGAGCAAGGAAGCCUCCUUUACAUCUGAAUAUUGCUUUUCCCGUCAUCAUUCGUUUACACGUAGGAAGAGAACCUUUUUUUUUUCAAUUAUCUGGACACACGUCCAAUGAACAAUGCCAUCAACGUUUACACAUUUCCUCGUUACAAGGAAAUUUGUGCUUUGAAAUUUAGCUCAAAACCAAACUUUUUUGAAAAUAUAAGUCAGAUGUUCUCAGAAUUCGAUCAGUCUUUGUUUUUUGUUAUAGUUUCACUUGGCUAGUGAUGGGCGUUGAAUGCUCGGGACGCUGUUGAAUGGCACAAAGUUCAGUUAACUUCCUUUCAUAUAUAUCUGCUGUUAUAAAGUUGCAUAGUUCAAGUCAAUCUGUUGCCCUCCAACGUUCAGCUUUUCAACUUGGUCAAAUGCAAUUAACAUUCCAUCACUCUAUAUCGAAAAGUUCUUCAUUUUUCCGAAGGAAAGUUUGAAAGCAGUUUGUUAUAGUUAAAUAAUUAAUACUGAGGAACACAAAUGAAUGAUAACAUCACAGCACCGAAGAGCUAGAAAUGUUUACAAUUUAAAGGUUUGUGACUUUAAUUGCAAAAUUUUAUUCUAAAAUGUUACCUCAGUGAAUAAAUAUAUUAAAGUCACUCAAAAUGCGUGUAUAUUUAUGGUAAAUGACACGGCAGAUGUUGAUAACUGAAAAGGUAAGACAAUACAACUUUAUGUUUGAGAGGUUCCUGAACGACUAUUGAAUAAAUUAAGAUCGAAAUGGCUUGUUGAAAUGGCUGCGAAAAAUCUGUCUGUGAUAUGAUCGUUUGAAGUGUUCAACGAAGCGAAUUUCUCUUUUUUUAACAAACUUAAUUUUUCACAUGUUAUCCUUCUUUAUCUUGCAAAUUAUCGCCUGAAUUUACCCAAGUUGAUCUAGGGCCUCCUUGGCUGAGCACCAAACAGAGUUUGACGACAACAGAGGAGGAAAAUUGUUAAUCAAAUUUGGCGGAGGUCAAGGGACCCAAGAUGUUAAGACAGCUUCAAGCUGUUGACAAAAUAAUAUCUGUUUUGCUUCCAAUUGCCAAAAUUUAUGAUUUCUAAAAUCAAGAAAGGUACCAUAGUAACAGUGUCGCAAGAUUUCUCCAACCUUUCAGGUACUUGCAAUGGAUAGCUGCUGAAUAAAAACGAGGGAGCUGACAAAAUUCACCUCCAAUUAGAACAAAAAAUUUAUGGGGAAGUUAAAAUUAUUUAUUAAAGGCUGUUUACCUUGGUCUUGUAUGAUCUAAAGGCACGUUUCGGCCUCAAAUCAAACGUCACAUAUUGUAAAUGCUCAGAAUGUUUUUAAAUAUCUUCAUAUUCUACUAGAGGGCUAAAUAUCGUGUAAAACACUUGAAAUAUCUCAUAGGUUUAAUCAGCUGAUAACCAUGACAACAAUUCUGGCAUAGAACUGAGCAUCGUCCCGAAAAUAAAGCGAGAGAAAAAAUGCACGGAUCAACUUGAAUUAGCUCUCGAUACUUCAAAAUAUCUCUCGAUUUUAUAAAUAUCCUAUGCUUCCCACCAUUCUCAGUUACCUCUUCUAUGCACUCGACAACAUCCUAAUACGGUAAGAGUACAAAUUUUGUCUUAGUCGUAGAGAGGCAGGGGUCACCCCGAAAUUAUUGAAAAGAGCUGCGAGGGAAGGAGAGGAGAUGAAUGAGAAGGACGAAGACUGAUACUGAUCGGCCUUGAAACCAUUCCUGAAAAGGUUUUUUUUUAGGGUAUGCCUCAAACGUUGCAAUUUAAUGAAGCUGAUUCACUACUGACUAUAGUAAAAUGGUUUUUUAUCUCCCUACACAGUGGAUUUCACUAAAUGAACGUUCAUAAGAUCUAAAGUCUCAUAGUUAUGAUAUAAAUCAAUUAUUUUGAGUGGUACAGGGUGGGGGAGAAGUGUUCUAUAGGCUACUUUAUCUUCUCUUGUAACCAGCAAGUCCCUUCCUCCCCACUCCCUCUUGUGAGUGGUGCCAUCAUGUCCAUGUCCUUUUAUUAUUGGACUGUUCUUCUUUCCUGUUACAGAAUCAAACCCCGUGUAUCGCGAGGGCAACCUCGCCUCCUCCACAAGAACCUUCCUGAGACGUACAUUUAUUAAACACAAGUUUCAUCACUUGAAUGUGCUGCUUGUUGGAACAGUGGCAGUGUCUGAUGUGUUUGGCUGCACGUUGGAAUGUCUCAGCAAUCCGUUCUGUUUUUCUGUAAACCUGGCCGCCUUCAAAGGAGCCCAUGGAAAGCUUUGGUGCGAAUUGUUGUCAUCUGAUAAGUUCAGAAACUCCACAGAGUAUAAAGGGAAUAAAAGUUCUCAUCAUUUUGCUAUUGAGGUAGGAAACAUUUCUUAAUUUUGACAAAUCAACGUGUCAAGAUCUUAGAGAGAAGGCAGUCAGGUUAAAGCCACUGCAAACGGUGUCGGUCUGUUGUCGUAUUCAUUGUGGUGACAACCGUAUUUCUAUGGCAUGUUGUAAAGCAUGCAAACACUUUCUCGUGCCGCGCACUAUCUUACUUACUUACCACCUUCUGUUUCCCAGGCACGUCGGCAGACUAAGAAAAUACAUGUGACUCGGUUGAAAAGUUUAGUCAAGAUACCAGAUUCUGUUUAUUUAAAAAAUGGAAUCGUUGUUUAAAUCGUCAGUAUUUGGUCAGCCUUAAGUCAAUUUGCGUUUUAAAAUGUUCUAUCGACAGACCUCUUCAUUUUCUGUGAAGGUUUGAAGCAGUUAGAAAACCUUCCCAGACUCACAGAUCCCGACGGCUUAGCAAUAUACUUUUAAUCUCAUAAAGCCAAUUUUUCAAAUAUCGGCCAAAGUCUUAAUACUGUAAAUGAAAAUAAAAAAACCUAGAUGUUAUCAUAUGAGGUCUAUACCAUGAAAUAUUUAUACUUAAACAAAUCCGGACCGGAUUGGCGGAUUCAUGUACCCCCCUAUUCACCACAUAUAUAUAGAUUUACAACUGCGUUUCAAAAUACUUGAACUAUUUUCCUACUUUGUUUCUCUACAGUCACCUUGCUCUUCGUCAUCUUGUCAACACGAGGCUACCUGUGUCACAAACUAUAGAGAUGGUUCAUUCGGAUGCCGCUGUGCAAAAGGCUUCAAAGGAGAAUAUUGUGCAAAAAGUGAAUAGUUUGGCAUUGUUUUGUGAAUAAUAUACAUCCAACAUCAUUAAAUACUAUAAUUCGCAACUGACUGCUAUAAGUUUUUGUGCUUUAACUUGCAGCUCGAAGACUUUUUAAAAUAGUUAGCGAAAAUAUGUAACAUAAAGUAAUGGAUAAAGAUGUUGAAUCUUUUGGUGCUUUAGUUGAUCAAACAUCUGACAGCGAAGUCGAAAGGUCUGAGGUGGAGAACUGAAUAUACUUGCUUCUCCUCAGGGACCAAUUAUUAGUUACCCGGGGCAGUGGGGGGUAAAGGAUUUUGGAGGAUGACGUGAUUUCCAGGGGAAAAGGAGGGGGGGACUGUAGAAAUUGACUGCUAAUUUUAAAACUGCCAAUGAGUGGAGAUCGUAAGAAUAUAACAGAGCCUUGACUGAGAGGGGAGGGAGGGAGCGAUCUGGUUAAUUUUAUCGAGACACAACCAAAAUCCUCUGACCCCCCCUCCCUCGGCAGUAAAAUUAUAGCUGGUAUCAAAGUCAUGUUUAUCAUCUCUUAUUGCUUAAAGGUUUUGCUGAUAGCUUGAUACAGGAAUGUACGAUGAGUCUAGUUUUCAAUGUGUCCCCUACUGGAUUAUGAUAGAGCCUAAAUACCUUAACACCUCACUUUUUUUAUUCGUUACAUUUAGGUAUUUGGUCCUGUAAAGAUGCUAACAACCUUUUCAAGUAAGUGAUACCAAAUGAUUAUCUUUUCGAGCAUAAAAAAUGUCAAAAUUAUCGAAUAGUUUUGAUGUCGAGAGAACAUUUUUUGCCGCAAACUAAAAUGAUCACGCAUGGAUUUCUUUUCGUGUCAAACAGGUCAAACGCCAGUCAACUGGUUACAUUAGGCCUUGACUCUAAACCAAUCACAGUUCUCUGUCAGAUGUGGGAUUUUGGAUGUGGAGAUGGAGGAUGGACGCCUGUAAUAAAGACUGACGGCAACAAGGUAAGCCUCAUAUGGCGGAAUAUUCUUGGGGGGGUUUUCUUGCGAGUGAUGAAGCGCAAGCAAGAUAUUUUCAGCAGCGUCGAAACUACGAGAGAAUCUUUUAGCAACUUAAUCUUAACUUAAAUCUCUUAGCAACCAUAUUCUUCUCGCGGCCCCUACUUGCGGAAAUUCUUCUGACAUAAGUGCUACAAUACCCUAAUAUCUAAAAACGCGACAAAUUCCUAAUUAACCCGCCUACAAGUAACGUAUAGAUUGAUGGCUUGUACACUAACUGUAUUACUGAUUUCACGAGGGUCCUUCCUUUGGUGAUGCACCGUGUUAUUUAAAUUUAAGGAUGAAUUAAAUCAUCUUAAUUAUUUUCAGGCAACGUUUGACUAUGACUCUCACUACUGGAGUGAUAAAAAUGAAUACAACAUCCCCGGCGGAAGGACUGGGUUUGACUCACAAAAAACCAAGUUACCGACCUAUUGGAACACACCUUUCUCCAAGAUCUGUCUCGGUAUGAAGAUAAGUGGACAGCUCAGAUUUAUUGUCAUUAACAAGCAAGCCAACUCUCUGCACUCACUGAUUGCUGAUGGGACAUACCGCGCUACUUCCCUGGGUCGUAACGAGUGGAAGAAGUUGAUUGGUGCGCAGGGCUCUUUGCAGCUGAACUGUAAUAAGGAGGGCUUUAAUGCUGUAGGUAUUGCAAGAAUUGGCUAUGUAGCUAACCAGCAAAACGAUUGUCUCAAUUGUAACUCCAGAAUUGGGUUUGGUACUAGAGGAGGUUCCAAUACGUGCGGAAACGUAGCAACUCUUUCCCCAGAUAAUGGUGACAGAAACAUCAAAGCUAUGGGAUAUAUUUUAGUGCAGUAA